Molecule: messenger RNA, 2005 nt
Organism: Ictidomys tridecemlineatus (thirteen-lined ground squirrel)
Lineage: Eukaryota; Metazoa; Chordata; Mammalia; Rodentia; Sciuridae
Source: RefSeq, a predicted model, not a curated record
CGUCUGAGGCGUGCUGCGCGGUGCCUACCGGCCCGCCGAGCUUCGGGGAUCUUUUUAGCGCUCCCAGGGGCUGGCCAAGUUCGCCUUGGGCUUCCUCACCGCAGGGACCUGGAACCAGGGAUUCUUUCUGCUGCUCUCCAGUGCCUGGCCCCGCCCUCCGCGUGUUUGAGGCCCCAGCUGCCGUGGCACCUGUGGGCUUUGAGGCUUGGAGGUGUUUAGGAGCCAGGGACCUUAUCCAGUCCCCACAACCAGUGGCUGCAGCUCCUGGUGGGACAGGAGUGGAGGCAGGGUGAAGUCAAACGCCAGAAACUGGUUUAGAUCCUAGAAGAGACCCUGAGAGGCUUCCUCGGAAACACUCUCUGUCCCUUCAGCAGAAGCUCAGCAGGGACUGUUGGGGAUGUGAAUUCCCGACUGGGAAAGUGUGGGACCAUAAGAACAUAAAUAAAAACCUUAAGGCUUUUAUAUGGAACAUUUCAGGCAGGUAACUAAGAAGCCUAGCCCAGUAAGCACGCAUACUUACUGCCCAGCUUAAUGAAUAAACAUUAAGACCUUCUGAAUAUCAUCUCAGCCUUGGCCCUUCUCUCUGCUCCACUGGAACCAACUUUGAAUAGGUUUAUUGGUACAUUAAAGCUCAGUGCCACUUGCUGGCGUUGUGUUGUGCAGAUGGGUAUGCUCCUUUGGUACAGACUGAUGUGGCCGUGAUUUGGUUUUGUUGGUUUGCCUGCUCUUUGGUGUAGAUCAGUGUACACCAAUGAAGUGGAACAAGGCUGCCACUUGCUGAUCUAUCUUGUCCUGAAGAGGCACAUAGUUACUUUCUAUUUCACAAGAAAAUUAAGUUGGCUCCUGCCUGUUACUAGUUACUGUUCCUUGUGAGUAUUGCAAAUGUAACUUGUGUGUGGUUAAUUUCUAGACCAAAUACACAUUGAUAGAUGAACAAGACAUCCCAUUGGUGGAGAGCUACUCCUUUGAGGCCCGAAUGGAAGUAGAUGCAGAUGGAAAUGGUGCUAAGAUAUUUGCAUAUGCCUUUGACAAAAACCGAGGAAGGGGAUCAGGCAGGCUCCUUCAUGAACUGUUGUGGGAGAGGCACAGGGGUGGCGUCGCUCCCGGUUUCCAGGUAGUGCACCUCAAUGCUGUGACUGUGGACAACCGCCUGGACAACCUGCAGCUGGUGCCUCGGGGUUGGCGGCCCAAAGCUGAAGAGACCUCCAGCAAACAGAGGGAGCAGAGCUUGUACUGGCUUGCAAUCCAGCAGCUUCCCACGGAUCCUAUAGAAGAACAGUUCCCUGUCCUGAAUGUGACCCGGUACUACAAUGCCAAUGGGGAUGUGGUAGAAGAAGAGGAGAACUCCUGUACCUACUAUGAGUGUCAUUACCCUCCCUGCACAGUGAUUGAGAAGCAGCUCCGGGAGUUCAACAUCUGUGGGCGCUGCCAGGUGGCCCGGUACUGUGGCUCCCAAUGCCAGCAGAAGGAUUGGCCUGCCCACAAGAAGCACUGUCGGGAGAGGAAGCGUCCCUUCCAGCACGAGCUUGAGCCGGAGCGAUGACGGGCAGCGGAGCUGCCACUGACGCGGGCCUGUGGCUUCGGGCUCUUCUGUGGGCACAGCAGAGACAGACAGUCGCUUGAACCUGGAGGUGCCAAAGAAUCCAGUGGCAAGCCCAGAACAGCCACCAUGAGUCUCCCCAUGACACAUGCUGUCUGUGGGGACAGUGCUCCUCCAGUGUUAAAUGUCCAGCAGAGACAACGGGGAGGCUCCCCGGGACCUUUCUCAUUAUUUAUAUGUUAAUAUGUUUGUAAACUCAUGUACAGUUUUUUUGGGGGGGAGGCAAGGGGAGGGUUAGAAACUACAAAUAGGAUCAUUUGCUGUAAGCCUCAAAUGGCAAAUGGUCGGCCACAAGUCUAGAAACUCAAUAGUGGAGCUUCUCUCCUGGGCAGUGGGGUCCCCACUGAGGGUGGCCUGCACGAAGUUGUGUUCUAAAGGACAGAGUAAAGGGUGGAAUCAUCUUCU